AUGGCAUUUCCAUCUUUCAACACUGCAGAUUCUUAUGGAAGAUUAGAGGAAGGGUCAAACAAAAAGAAGGAAAUUCUCUUGGAGAUCACUGAGAUGAUGAUGCACAGAGCACACCUUGACAAUAGCAUCGAACUCAUCGGCAAUCUAAUUUUUGGAUCGGUUGUUGCACCUUCAGUCCUCAAAACUGUGAGGCCAUCUGGUCAGGCUCUGGUUGAUGAUUGGGUCCAAGCAUUCGAGUCGCAUUAUGGAUCGCUCACUCAAUAUGUCAUGAAGUAUAUGCGAGCUUUCGCAAACAUAUGUAAUGAGGGUGUCUCGAAGGAUGCGAUGGAAGAAGCUUGUGGUAAUGUUUGUGGAAGCUACAACUCAGCUAAGUGGAGUCCCUUUAUCCAUGGCUACAGUGCAUGA
Molecule: messenger RNA, 405 nt
Organism: Zingiber officinale
Lineage: Eukaryota; Viridiplantae; Streptophyta; Magnoliopsida; Zingiberales; Zingiberaceae
Product: vacuolar-processing enzyme-like
Exons: 4
Coding region: 1-405 (134 amino acids)
Biological process (GO): vacuolar protein processing
Molecular function (GO): cysteine-type endopeptidase activity
Source: RefSeq, a predicted model, not a curated record